AUGACUGCUGAAGUUGAGCCAUGCAUACGGGCCGGCUUCAAACACGAUUCGACAUCAUCGGGCGGACGCCAACGAAAAUCCGAGUGCGCGCGAAAAUGCAUCGUUCUCAUUUUCAUCCACGCGAUUUUCAUUCUCGCAAUUCUCGCCGCGUUCGUCAUCGGCCAUUGGAUCAGCGAGGAGCGCAACGCGACGAAUCGAACAGCAACGGAAAUCGUUGCAAGCGCGAAACUGGCGAAUGCCGAUCGAAUCACACCGACGCCGAUGGACGAUGAUCGCGCUCGGCCGACAUUACUAACCACAACAUCGAAAAAGGCCCAACACUAUCCGCGAGUCAUCGAAAGAAUUAUUCCUCUUCACAAAAAACGAAACUACACAUUCGCCGACGUUUUUCCGCCGCCCGACAAUGGUUUCGACAUCGCCGAGCAGCUGCAUGCGGUCCGCGGAAAUAAGCUGACCACCGAUGCAUUAUUGGUCCCGCUUCCACUUUACAUUCUCCCAUAUCAUUAUGAUUUAAAGCUCGAUUUGACGCGAUUCGACACCGCUCAAUUCGUUCGCGCCAACAUUUCGAUUCAUCUCGAAAGCUACGGCAAUUCCACCGAGGACGAGAUUCAAUUCCACAUCGGACCGAAUAUUAACAUCGAGCGAAUGCGAUUGCGUAUGGGCACUCGGAAAUUCUACGCGAAAACGUUUAAAAGAGAGGAGUCGAAAAAAUUGGGACGAAUCUCGCUGCGAGACCCGCUGCAAAAAGGCAAAUAUAUUCUCGAAAUCGAAUACAACAUGACGAUUUGCGAUGAGGACGUCGAUGGUGUUCGUUGUUCGCUCGAUGAGACGACGAACUCGUCGUUGAAAUCGACAUCGUUCACCACGAAAUUCGAGCCAACUCUUGCGCGCUCGUUUAUCCCGUGUUGGGACGAGCCGGGCGUCAAAGCCACAUUCAACAUUUCGGUGAAGCACGACAAAAAAUACACGGUGCUGGCGAACAUGCCGCCGAUUGAGGCGCCGCCUCAUCUGAAAUGGAACACGAACAUCGUGACGACGAGAUUCCAGCAAACGCCGCCAAUGUCGACGUAUCUGUUGGCGUUUGCCAUCGGCGAGUUCGUCAAACUCGAAACGCGAACCGAACGCGGCGUGCCGGUGACGGUGUGGACAUAUCCCGAAGACGUGAUGUCGAUGAAGUUCACGCUCGAUUACGCGCCGAUCAUUUUCGAUCGUCUCGAAGAAUCAUUGGAAGUGAGAUUUAUUUCCUAUCCGCUGCCGAAAAUUGAUAUGAUCGCCGCACGGAAUUUCCAUGUUGGCGGCAUGGAGAAUUGGGGCCUCAUCGUGUUCGAGUUCUCGUCGGUCGCCUACACCCCGUCGAUAUCUGAUCAUGUGAACGAGACCGUCGAUCGAAUGUACAACGAAUUUCGAAUCGGCAAACUAAUUGCCCACGAAGCCGCCCAUCAAUGGUUCGGCAAUCUGGUAACAAUGCGCGAUUGGAGUGAGGUGUUUCUGAAUGAAGGAUUCGCAACAUUCUAUGUUUAUGAGAUGAUGAGCACCGAAAGACCGAUAACAUCGGAAUUCGAGUAUUUCGACAAUCUCAACGCUCUUUUCGCGGCACAGAGCGGCGAAGAUCAUCGUCUGGCCCUUGUGCGCGAUCUAGCCACCGAAUCCCAAGUGGAAUUGUCGUUCCAUCCAACCAACCUCUACACAAAAGGAUGCGUUCUGAUACGAAUGAUUCGAGAUCUCGUAACGGAUUUCGAUUUCAAGGCGGCGGUUCGCCGAUACUUGCGAAAGAAUGCGUAUCGAUCGGUUUCAAGGGACGAUCUGUUCUCGAGUUUGCCAGGAUACGCCGAUCAUGGAGCAGACCAAGAGAAGCUCAAUGACGUUCUAGAAGGAUGGUUCGUUAAUGAGGGAAUUCCGGAAGUGACGCUAACACGAAAUUACGACAACGAGAUGAUGACGAUGAGCCAACGGAAGACGAUUCGGCACGAGUAUCGCGCGUUUUUGAAGGAUCGCAAAUUGGCGGCGAUAUUUCGCGUCUCGCGAACCGCUGAGAGCAACGAUACCGAAAGUGUGCGCGAGGCUCGCGACGCUGAGAAUCUCGACGGAAGCACACCGUUCGACGACACGCUAUUCGAUGGUACACCGCGCGGACCAUUCAAACCGGUGAUAAGCUCGAUUAGUAGAAGGGAUGAGCUUCGAAAACCGCGACGUGUGCGAAAUCCGGCGGAUUUGUGGACGAUUCCAAUCACCUACAUGUUCGGCUCGUUGAAAACCAGCGAGGGACAGGUGAUCCGCGAGUUUUGGCUCAAAAAUCGGACGGUCUCGUUCGGCGACGGCGAGAUUUCGCCGACACAAGCCGUCCUUCUGAAUCCCGACUGGAAGUACCCGUAUCGUGUGAACUACGAUCUGCUCAAUUGGAAACUAUUGGCUCGACAACUCCAUCAGAGUCAUCAGGAAAUUCCCGACAAAUCGCGAAUGCAGUUGAUCGUCGACGCUGAAUAUUUUCUCGGCAACUCGAACAAUCCGCAUCUCUAUUUGUACCUUCUUGGAUAUUUGGCGCAUGAAACAAAACUUGAAGUGAUGCUAUUUGGAAUUGACGCGGUUUACAAUUUUAUAGACAUGUUCAAAGCAACCGAGCUCAACCAAGCGAUUCUGAUUUAUUUCGCUCCCGUCGUUUCGCAAAUGGACCGACUACUAGCCGAAAGCCAAAUCGAUGCCGAAACCGCAUCGUUGUGGCUUGUACGACCUGAAAGACUUUCGAAACUUUACCAAUUACGGUGUGCCACAAGUCUACCGAGCUGCAAGAACGCCUAUCACACGCAAAAAUGGAUUCACGCGCCAGAUGAGUGGACGGAAGACGUCAACAAACAAGUCACCGCCGUGUGCCAUCAAUUAUUUGCGACGACGAAACAAGAAGACCUGCAAAGUGUGCACGAUAUUCUCGAUGAUCGCUUAAAAUCGAACGGUCCCAAAUGGGUGUUGAUGGUCCAAUUGGCGGCGUGUUCGCACGACUAUCGACUUUUGAAGAAAACCGCCAAGGCGAUCGUGAACACGAAAAAUGCUGCUGUGUACGCGUCGGCGCUUCAAAGCGACUUCUCGCUUCAUUACAACGCGGCGUUUCGCAAAUACUUUUGGGCGGAGAUCGCGCGAAUGAGUACCCUCGAAAAAACGGCGCUUUUCUCAACAAACUCGACAACGAUUUUGCCGGCCUCGCGAAUUUUGUUGCACUCGAUUCGAACAAUCGACGAACUUCAGCAGGUUCGCGGCCUUCUCACCAAUUGGGGUGCAUUGAUGACGCUCCAUUUUGAAUACCUCGAACGCUACCUCCUAUGGAUCUCGACAAUCUCGCAAGGCGUCCUACACCAGUUCUUCUCAGCCGACUUAUCAAGUCUAUAA
Molecule: messenger RNA, 3378 nt
Organism: Caenorhabditis bovis
Lineage: Eukaryota; Metazoa; Nematoda; Chromadorea; Rhabditida; Rhabditidae
Source: the annotation of a GenBank genome assembly